This is a messenger RNA of Seriola dumerili (greater amberjack), 3444 nucleotides long. It is a transcript of the gene npas4l, whose product is annotated as neuronal PAS domain-containing protein 4-like. The record is from RefSeq and is a predicted model, not a curated record. Gene Ontology annotation, biological process: regulation of transcription by RNA polymerase II. The transcript is spliced from 8 exons. NCBI's taxonomy places the organism in Eukaryota, Metazoa, Chordata, Actinopteri, Carangiformes, Carangidae. Gene Ontology annotation, molecular function: DNA-binding transcription factor activity, RNA polymerase II-specific; RNA polymerase II transcription regulatory region sequence-specific DNA binding. Bases 309 to 2543 code for a protein of 744 amino acids.
CUUAGUCUACUGAGAGCCCUUAUUUCUGCUGCAGACACAGCAGCUACUCAUAUCAGCAGUUUCCAUAGGAACCCUUGAUAUUCAAAGUCUGCUUCACCUCUUGGGGAAGAGGCUGGAUUGUGAAAAAGAGGCUGGAUCAGUUCUGGCCAAUUACUCUUUUUUGACUUUUUCUCUUCUUUUUUUUUGCCUCAUAGAGGAGAAAUGACUUCAGGCCGAUUUUUUUGAAAUGAAAAUGUGGCAGCACUGACAACUCUGGCUCCCCAGAUUUAGUUCCCUUAGUUUUCUUCCACCCUCUGACCUCAGCGACCAUGGUCUCUCACAGAUCCACCAAAGGAGCAUCCAAAGCCCGACGGGACCACAUCAAUUACGAGAUCAGGAAUAUGCGGGCCCUGCUGCCCAUCACCCAGGAGGACCAGGAACGCCUCUCCUACCUGCACUCCAUGGCUGCCAUCUGCACCUACAUCAGGAAGUCAGUUCUUUUCCGGGGACUCCCGACUGAGGAGACAUCACACUGCUCUCUGCCAUACGAGGCCUUUCUUGAAGCCCUGCAUGGCUUCAUCCUGGUCACCACCACCCAUGGGAGGCUGGUCUAUGUGUCCGAAAAUGUAGCUGAAUAUCUUGGUCUGUCCAUGAUUGAUGUGCUUCAAGGAGACACUCUCUAUGACAUGGUCGAACGCUCAGAUGUUGAUACUGUUAAAUCAAACCUGGACAUCGAAAGCAACUCAUCAUCAGACAGGAGCUUUAUAUGUUGUAUGCAAACCUCCAAGGCCUUCAAGCUGCAGCAGGGCAGCUGCUGCUCCAUGCUGGUCAGGGGGAGCUUCCAGUUCUUCCCUCAGCUCUGUCCGUCCUCGUCUGCAGCCUCGCCGCCCGCCACCGAGCCUCUGUUUGUGGCCCUCUGCACCCCGACAGUGAACCGCCUGAGUAGUUCUGACUCGCACUUCUGUCACAGCUUCAGCAGCGUCCACAGACUCGACAUGACCUUCACUCAGCUGUCAGACAGCGUUGUGUACUUUUUGGGGUAUUCAGCAGAUGGAAUGACCGGUCGAUCGUGGUACAGUCUCGUCCACCCUGAAGACCUUUCGUCAAGUGCAGAUUCUCACAGAAGUUUAAUGCAGACAGAUGAGGGCUUCCAGGUAGAGAUGGUGCUGAGACUGCAGCGGCAGGAUCUGACAUGGCCCUGGAUCUACAUUCGAGCUAACAAGGACUCUGAGUGUCAGAGCAUCAGCUGCACUAACUACAUCAUCAGUGAAACAGAGGCCAGAUUUCUGCGGCAGAAAAUCAGCAGCGAUGCCCUCAGGCCAUCAUCUCUGGCAAAUUCCUGCCAUUUAGCAGCUCCACAGGCGCCCCGCUGUCAGACCUACAGCAACGCUAAAUGCUUUAAAAGGCAGAGGACAUCUGACAGCCAAAGCGAGGAGCCAGGUGCCAAAGCUAGGAGGGAGUCCGAGCGAGACGUGUACUACGUGGCGCGCACCUCCUCCCAAAGCGAUAGCUCAGCUUCUCCUUUGGGUGACAGCGCUGCUCUCUUCACCCCUCCCUACAGCCCAGCCUCCUCCGGCUCUCCUCUGCAACAGGAGGAGCUCAGCCAUGACCUCCUGAUAGAUGUGCAUGGAUACACAGAUCAGCUGUCAUCCUCUCCUGAGGGCUCUCCCUCCUAUUACUCCUACCCAGAGGCGGGGCUCACCUGUCACCAGACACCUUCCGACUCCCUCCACGCAGCCGCUGAACAAACCUUUGACCAGGGAGCCUUUGGGGCGCUCACUGCUCGCUCUCCACUCUCCUCCUCAUCUCCAGCCUAUGAUUUCCAAGCUUGUACAUCCGAUGCUCGAUUAGUUCCAGACUGCCUGUCUGCGUCCGACAUGUGUGAGAGCCCAGUGGACUGUGCCCUGCAUCAAGACGAUUUCAGCCAUCCAGAGCAGCCAGAAGAGGGCAGCCUGGCCCAAGUGCAUCAUGUGCCCCACCACGUGUUGCCUAUACAUUCCAGUCUCCUUACCCCCAGCCAGUCUCCUACAUCCACAGAGCCUAACCAGUACAAUGAGAGGGAGCAGGCAGAGAUCAGUAUUCUGGCACAGCAAAUCUCCUCUCUGGCCAGCAGCUUUGACAUGUAUCACACCCUGAACCCGCUUCACCCCGCAGCCACCGACGCCCUGCCUUCAGCCUGCGACUGGCCCCAUCACCCUGCUCUCCCUUCAGUCCUCCCUCUUAAGCGCGAGCUGGCCCUUGAUGACGGCGUGUUCGACAGCAUCUUGAAAGACCUGGACAUGGUCGCGAGAAAAAGCAGCACGUCCGGCCCCGCUGCUGUGUCGUACAGCUACCAGCAGGGUUUAGUUUGCAGCAGGAGCGGGCCCCAUCAUUUGGAGCAGGAGUCCCUGGGUGUCUCCGCGGCCACCCCGGAGGACCCACUGCCUGCAGAGCAGUUCACUGCCAUGGAUGCCUUCGGUCUGCAGCUGGGACACCAUGACCAAAACACUGGGUUGCAUCAACUCAACCACUAUAUGCAGAGUAGCAUUCAGCAAGAUGAACUUGCUAAAGAAAACCUGUAUUGAAAUAAGUCUGUGACUUACUGUACUACCACUUGUAUGACAUAUUGUCAGGGCAAUCUUCCUUCACUGGAUUCAAAGAAGAAUGUGAGCAAAGACAUUUAAAGGACGUCUUUGCAAAGACACUGUUUCCCCCCCAGAUGACGUAUUUCUGAAUGUAGAAAAGAAUCUAAAGUAGAUUCUGUACUCUUCACGACUACAGCUGUCUUCAUUCCUCUCGACUGCUGUCAACUGUGUUAAAUGUUUUGCUGACGUUUAUGUUUUAUGAAGAAGGUACUUUUAAAACUGUCAACACUUACAUGCUGAAACGGAGGUAUAUUUUUCUUCUAAUACUGAGUGACCACAGUUUACUAUUGAGCACUUUAUCAUGUCAUUGCCACAAGAAUUUUUACAAAUGAGAAGCUGUGCUGUUUAAAGAAAUAUUACCAAGAUUUCAAAGCUACCUGGAUGGGCUAUAACACAUAAAUCCUUAUAGCAAAGAGCCAUUUUGAAAUACUUGUUUUUAGGUGCCUUAAAAUAUUUAGACAAGACACUUAUCAAUUUGCUAAAUAGUAAUAUUUUCAUUCCUUUUUUUGUACGUGUCUCCUUUUUCUCUCAGUGUGCCAUUAAUGCUUUCAAGCUGUUAGGAGAUAAAGAAAACAACCUCAGUCAGCGAGCAGUGAGAUGAUGACGAUUGUGAAUUCAACUACCUCAGUACAUCUGAAUACAUUCCAAGUCUGAAGUCUAUGAAUUAAUUGUAUUUAUUUGGUAUUGAGCACAUUGACUUAACCUUACUCACUUAACGGUGUGUAUCUUAUGUUCAUUCCUUCCACAUAAAUCUUUUUCCACGGUACUGGAACUGUAAAUGUCUGAAUGUUCAGCGUUGUUGUGUUAUUCCUGCAAUUUGCUUCAAAUGUUUGAAAUUCAA